Molecule: messenger RNA, 663 nt
Organism: Dioscorea cayenensis subsp. rotundata (Guinea yam)
Lineage: Eukaryota; Viridiplantae; Streptophyta; Magnoliopsida; Dioscoreales; Dioscoreaceae
Exons: 2
Coding region: 1-663 (220 amino acids)
Source: RefSeq, a predicted model, not a curated record
AUGAGUGUUGGCAAUGUGUCUGCUACACUCAGUGGUGUUCCUGUGCUUAGCGGCACAAACUUUAAGACUUGGAAAAACAAGGUGACACUUGUUUUGGGAUGUAUGGAUCUAGACCAUGCAUUAAGAGAACCACGUCCUGCACCUCUUACAGAUCAAAGCUCUCUUGAGGAUAGGAGAGUUUUUGAGAGGUGGGAGAGGUCUAAUCGCAUUGGUUUGAUGAUCAUAAAGAAUACAAUCCCGGAGACUUUUCUGGACACUAUGUCUGAGGAAAAUGAUGUUAAGCACUUUCUUGACACCCUUGAGGAACGCUUCGUAAGAAGUGAUAAGGCGGAGAUGAGUGCUGUCCUAAGGAAACUUGUCUCUAUGCGGUAUAAGGGUGAUGGGAACAUACGUGAGUACGUUCUCGACAUGUUUCAUCUAGCUGGGAAAUUGAAAGGCUUAAAAAUUGAAUUGCCAGAAGAUGUUCUGGUGCAUUUGGUUUUGAUUUCCCUCCCUCCUCGAUUUAGUCAGUUUGAAGUGAGCUAUAACUGUCCAAAGGAUAAGUGGACAUUGAAUGAGCUCAUCUCACAUUUGGCCCUCAAAAGAAGAGGAAAUACGAUAAGUGUAUGGCACCAAAAUCGUGUAAGAAGACCAAAGGCCCUGAAAAAGAGCAUAAAGAGUUGA